CGUCUUGUUUACAGUGGUUGUGCCAGGCCUGUGGCCAACAACGUGUUAGGGUUUUAUUGCUUACCUUUAUUCUUUUGUUACAAGGGUCAUUGUAUGAAACCUCCAAUCUGGAUCGAGGCGGUAACAACAGGAAGAAGAAAAUAGAGGAAUUCUCUAGGUCUUCUCGGGAGAAACUUGUCCAGUCGAAGAACAAAAUGUUCUCCAAAUUUACGUCAAUUCUUCAGCACGCUGUGGAAGCGCUUGCCCCAUCGUUGCCCUUGCAGGAGGACUUUGUCUAUCACUGGAAGGCCAUUACACAUUAUUACAUCGAGACUUCUGAUGACAAAGCUCCAGUCACGGACACCAAUAUCCCAUCCCACCUGGAACAGAUGCUGGACAUCCUGACCCAGGAGGAAGAGGAAAGAGAGUCUGGAGAGACAGGACCCUGCAUGGAGUAUCUCCUACAUCAUAAGAUCCUGGAGACUCUCUACACCUUGGGCAAGGCAGAUUGUCCUCCAGGGAUGAAGCAGCAGGUGCUUACCUUCUACACAAAGCUGCUAGCACACAUUCGUCAACCUCUCCUGCCACACAUCAAUGUCCACAGACCUGUACAGAAACUGAUCCGUCUGUGUGGUGAAGUGCUGGCUGCUCCCACAGAAAAUGAAGAGAUUCAGUUUCUUUGUAUAGUCUGUUCCAAACUGAAGCAAGACCCAUACCUUGUUGACUUCUUCCUUGAGAACAAGUCAAAGAGACCUGAUACAAAGACUCCUGGAGGGACGGAGCUGGUGAAGGACAAUGUGUUGGCUCCAGACACUGGUCAAUCUUGGACAGAGGAACAGGCUGAGCGCCCAGAGCAGCCUCAGGCUGCAGCUGCUGCCUCUACCUCUACUCCAAGCAGUAACCAUAAUAACGGCAACAAUUACAAUCUUGUCACAUCACUGCUUAACCUCACAAAGAGCCCUGAUGGCAGGAUAGUGGUGAAGGCCUGUGAGGGCCUGAUGCUGCUGGUCAGUUUACCAGAGCCUGCAGCUGCUAAGUGUUUAACUGAAAACACUGAGCUCUGUGAGCUCCUGACUGACAGGCUGGUCUCCUUCUAUAAAGCCCUGCCACAGUCCAUGGACCCCUUGGACAUCGAGACAGUGGAGUCGGUCAACUGGGGUCUGGAUGUGUAUAACCUGAAGGAGGAUGCUGCUGUCUUCACAGGGAAGAGGGCUCUCAUCUCCUUCCUGUCCUGGCUAGAUUACUGUGACCAACUCAUCAAGGAGGCUCAGAAGUCAGCAGCUGCAGUUAUGGCAAAAGCUGUGAGAGAAAAAUUCUUUGUGUCUGUUAUGGAACCACAGCUCAUGCAGACGUCCGAGGUGGGCAUCCUGACCUCCACUGCCCUGCUGAACAGGAUCAUCAGGCAGGUGACGUCGGAGGCUUUAAUGCAGGAGAUGAUUUACUUCUUGCUGGGAGAGGAGAGGGAGCCAGAGACUCAAGCCACUAUGGCUCAGAAUCCACUCAGACACAGACUCAUUGAGCACUGCGACCACCUGUCAGAUGAGAUCAGCAUCAUGACGCUGAGGCUGUUUGAGCAGCUGAUCCAGAAGCCCAACCAGCACAUCCUCCACAGCUUGUUGCUGCGUAGCCUGGAAGAGAGGAACUACCUGGAGAACAAACCACAGGAGGAGCGGGAGCCCUUGGAGAACGGGCAGCCCCAUGAUGCUGUAGACCUUGAGGAGGAUCCACUGUUCGGGGAUGACCUCUCUCCAGACAGCCGGCUGUCUGGUUCAGAUUGGCUCAGCUCCUCUCCCCCACAGAGUCCUGACCACUCGAAGUGUGACGGGAAGACAGAGGUCCACAAAAUUGUCAACAGUUUCCUGUGUUUGGUGCCGGAUGAGGCGAAGUCAUCUUAUCAUGUUGAAGGCACAGGCUAUGACACCUACCUCAGAGAUGCACACAGACAGUUCAGGGACUAUUGUGGGGUCUGCCAGCGGUGGGACUGGAGGGGAAAUCCAAAGCCGCUGGAAAAGUGUAACUUGGACAGCCCGUUCUUCGAGGGCCACUUCCUCAAGGUCCUCUUCGACAGGAUGGGUCGCAUCCUAGAUCAGCCGUACGAUGUCAACCUGCAGGUGACCGCUGUGCUGUCCAAGCUGUCUAUGUUUCCACACCCCCACUUGCACGAGUACCUGCUGGACCCUUACAUCAACCUGGCCCCUGGCUGCAGGUCUCUGUUCUCCGUCAUCGUCCGUGUGGUGGGAGAUCUCAUGCUGAGGAUUCAGCGCAUUCCAGACUUCACACCCAAACUGCUGCUGGUGAGGAAGAGACUAUUAGGUCUGGAGCCUGAGGGCAUCAACAUCGACCACAUGACUCUGCUGGAGGGAGUGAUCGUACUGGAGGAGUUCUGCAAAGAGCUGGCAGCCAUCGCCUUCGUCAAAUACCACGCGGCUGCCGCCUCCUCACCGUAAUCGUCCUGCUGUUCAUCCAUCUGCCUCAGCCAGGCAGACGUGUUGGGAAUAAACUGGGCCUCUGGGGUGUGGUGGUACUGGUGUCACAGGAUUGGCAAUACAGCACCGCUAACAGCCCAUCCCUGCAAGACUGUUAAAGCCCACUCGGACGGGUUCAUGGCUCCCCCUCUUCUGGCCUCUCGGGCUCCACUAUAAAAAAAAAGAAGUCUUUGGUCUUGGUUUUGAGAAGGUCAGAGCAGCAACACUGCCCAGCCAGCAGAGGAACAAGAGGAGGAGGAUCGAGGUGGAGGAGCAGAGAGAUGGGCACCGGACUAUUUGUCAGCCUCUGCCUUUACUCUCACUCCUUCCCCCUUUCUUUCUCACCAGCCAAAAGAUAACCCUGUAAUUAUUAUAUCAAGGAAAAAAGACGUUUGUGUAUUUAUUUCCUGUCCUUUUAUCACCCAUUUGUAAACGUCAUUUGCCUUAGUGUGAAAUCGCACCUUUCAGUUACAGAAGAUUGUUUCCUAAUGAAACAUUUUAAUCUUAACUCCUCACAUGUUGUCUGUUUGAAGACA
Messenger RNA from Etheostoma spectabile (orangethroat darter), 2980 nucleotides. RefSeq names its product protein FAM160B1. Lineage: Eukaryota; Metazoa; Chordata; Actinopteri; Perciformes; Percidae. The record is from RefSeq and is a predicted model, not a curated record. Bases 195 to 2426 code for a protein of 743 amino acids. The transcript has 18 exons.